UCAAGAUGAAGAUCAACAUCCCAAACAAAAUUUGAGCGACACGGCUGGUACUGAUGACAGAUGCCAUUGCUCACCCAGGCCUGGAGGGAUGAUGGACCACCUUCCCGUGGAAAUAAGUGUGCACAUUCUCUCCUUCCUUUCUGUUGCUGACCUCAUAUGUGUUUCCCGGGUUAACAAGAGGUUCAGUGAAUUGGUCGGAGAUCAACAUUUAUUGAGGCACUUAGACUUGCGGCAAGCAUACUCUUGCUCCCAAGAAGAUUUGAAGAUCUUGCUUAGGCCAAAAAUUAGGUGUCAUAUGGUACAUACAUUGGAUAUGGAUGCUGUUUACUGGUUCAGGCCUCCCUUUGACACCAUUGCCAGAAUGAAGAACUUGAAGUCCCUUCACUUGCGAGGCAUUUCUAUCACCUUCAAGCAACUGCAUUGCUUGCUUACUGCUGGUCUGCCGUUGCAGGAGCUGUCAAUAGACUGGCCAAAAUGUUCCCAACAACCCAUGAACAUGAUAGAAGAGAUGCAGGAAGGACUAAGUCAUUUGAAGUUCCUGUGCCUCACUGUGCAGUCACUUAAUAGUGUGAUAAAUCAGUUUUUGAAACAGUGCCACAUUCCCUUCAGGCUUCUGCUCUACUGUUCAAAACUGCACCUGCACCUUCCAUCCAUAAAUAGAUUGGACAUAAUCUUUAGUUCCAAGCUUAGCAAUAUCAGGGAGAUAAUUACACUGCAAUGUAAAGGAAGUAAUGUGACUAAGAAGAACCAGGAGCAUUUAUCAUCCCUCAACCAAGUAACAGAGGUUGUGUAUGACAGUCUCAGUGUCAGUGAUGUUGGUGACUUGACAGCUACAUUGAGUGCAUAUCCCAGACUCAAGGGGCUUCAGAUCCAACUACCAAAACAGUAUGUGGAAAUCCAAAGUAUUUUUGAAGCUGUAUCACAACUAUUGUGGCUCAGACUGCACAUGCCAGACUCUGAAAAGGAGAAAAGGAAAGGAUAUGUUCAAUCUAUCACAAAUCUCCAUCAUCUCACUCACCUGUCCUUACCAGCACAUAUCCUCUGUGAAACAUGUAGCACAGAGAAAGCCUAUGCAGCACCAGCAUUACCUCAUGCAAGCACCCCAAAUUUCAAGAGGCCCCGCUUAGGAGUCAGCAAUAAGGAAGAUGCUGAUGCUGGAAUCUUGAACCUCAUAAUUGAUAACUGCCCACACUUGACCUUGCUGGAGAUUGGGGUGGAAGAUGCACCUUUCAAGUCACAAGCUGAGAGCCCCAUCUACUGGCAUUCUUUGAAAAAUAUUAGAAAAUUGGAGAAGCUUACUCAUUUAACAUUGUGCAACAUUCCAGUGACCAAUGGCAGCUUCCUACAUGAGAUUGCUGCUGGGUGUUCAAGACUUAAGUUCCUGAAAUUGGCUAAUCUUGGUCCCAGUGGGAAAUGUUGCUAUUUAAAGGAAUUGGCUGACUCUGUGCCUCAUAUGGCCAACCUCACCCAUUUCAGCAUACAUCAACAGUACAUAGCCCCAGCCACAGCUCUUCUAACUGCUCUGAAGAGGUGCCACAAACUGCAGCGGUUCAGUAUUACCUCCCUUCGAGACAUGUUACCCAUAAACCUCUUUGCUCUGGAGCAACUCAUUAAGGAACAAUCAUCACUCAUUUUUGUAGCAUUGGAGAGUGUCAGCACACCCAUGACUGCCUGUUAUAAGUUCACACAGAGACAGAAGUUUUCACGACCAGCACUGGUAGUACUUGCAUACAAUAAGGUCAAGGAACAUAUGCCUUCCAUCCCCUUGGCACACCAUGACAUGAUUGAUCUUAAUAGUUCAUUGUGUGGUUCUUUCCACCUUUGUUACCACCAAGAUUUUCCUUUCAGGCACUAUGUCUUACACAACUAUGAGUCUGGAACUUAUGAUGUGCAACAGUAAUAUUUGUAUCAAUGGUCUCUUGAAAACUUAAUAUGGAGAGUGAUAUAUCACUUUUCAGUUUCCCUGUAGAAAAUAUGAAUUAAAUGUAAUAUUGUUAAA
Messenger RNA from Portunus trituberculatus (swimming crab), 1999 nucleotides. RefSeq lists its product as uncharacterized. The transcript is spliced from 11 exons. Gene Ontology annotation, biological process: SCF-dependent proteasomal ubiquitin-dependent protein catabolic process. The coding region runs from base 89 to 1900 and encodes 603 amino acids. Gene Ontology annotation, molecular function: protein binding. NCBI's taxonomy places the organism in Eukaryota, Metazoa, Arthropoda, Malacostraca, Decapoda, Portunidae. The record is from RefSeq and is a predicted model, not a curated record.